AUGCAGGCCCUAAUCGACGAGUACCUCAACGAGGCAAGGGAAGAUGGUGUACAGAUCAGCGGUGUCACGCCGCGGGUUAUUAGUGGCCGGGGCAUUGGCAUGGUGGCUACCCGUCGGCUCGAGAAAGACGAAGCGAUCAUGACCAUUCCCACAGAAGCCAUCCGCAGCCUCCACACUAUUCCUCACGAUAUAUCAAUGAAGCUUCCCCCCGAUAUGUCGAUACAUGGCCUACUUGCAGCUGAAGUAGCCCUUCAUAAUAAUGCCUCGCACACUUGGUCUCAAAUAAUACCCACUUGGGAGGAUUUUCAGAAUACAGUUCCAUUAUUAUGGCCAGAGGCGCUUCAAGAGCUUCUUCCAGCAGAAGCAAAGUCCCUUCUUAUUAAGCAAAAGGCUAAAUAUGAGGCUGAUUGGGAGGCUUUCCAAAUCGGAUUCCCGAAACAAGACCGCCAAAGUUACCUUUACGCCUGGUUUCUUGUCGGCACGCGAACAUUCUUUUUUGACUCGCCAGAGAUGACGUUGUAUCCUUUGCAUGAUCGAUUAUCGCUACUACCUGUAGCAGAUCUAUUCAAUCAUAGCGCCACUGGUUGCGAAGUCUCGUUUCAAGAUGAAGGUUAUACGAUAACGACAGAUCGUCAUUACGACGCGGGUGAGGAGAUAUUUACCUCCUACGGGGAUCAUACAAAUGAUUUUCUACUAGCUGAGUACGGUUUUGUCCUGGAACACAAUCCAUGGGACAAGAUCUGUCUUGAUGAUCUGAUCAUUCCCAAGUUAAGCGCCACGCAGAUUUCUGCAUUGAAGGAAAGGGGAUACUCGGGAGAAUUCAUGCUUCACGAUGGAUCAAAGAAGAACGAUGCUAUUUUCAUCGCAUUGCGGGUUCUUUGUUCCGACGUCUUCAAUUGGCAGAAAUUCGAGGACGGCGACGAGGACAUGGGUAACUCUCUUGCAAAGGGAAUCGCGCUGUUACCCGAAUUGUUAAAUGAAUACAGAGAUAGAAUUGCGGAGGCAAAAACCAAGAUUCGCAAGCUUCCAGACGGUAAAGAGGCCCAAAAGUCUUUGCUUUGGAAACGAUGGGAACAAAUCGAGACAAUCGUCGAGGGGCUUGUUGAGACGCAAUGGUGA
Clonostachys rhizophaga is the source of this 1119-nucleotide messenger RNA. The record is from the annotation of a GenBank genome assembly. Lineage: Eukaryota; Fungi; Ascomycota; Sordariomycetes; Hypocreales; Bionectriaceae.